AUGGCCAUGACCGAAAAGCAAGGUUUCCCUCGGCUUCGUUUUUUUACUUCUGACUACUGCCCUUUCGCGCAGCGAGCUCGUAUAGCUCUAGAGUGGUUCAAGAUUCCAUUCGAGUUGAUUGAAGCCAUUACUUUCUCCGAGGGUGGUUCGGAGUACGACAAGCAUCCUCUACUGCUCGAGAAGAAUCCCAAAGGCCUUAUCCCAACGCUGCUCGUCAACUGGCCUGAUGGACGCGAAGAAGUCGUCACCGAGUCUCUCGUUGUGGUGGAGUAUAUAGACAACUUGGCUGCCAAGUUCGGCUUCCCCGGAGAACCUUUGCUACCUCGGGAUGACCCCACGGAGAGGUGCUCUUCUCUUUCGACCGACCUUCGAAUCAUCGCCUCCUUUUUGGACAGGCAACGUCUCCUCGAGAGGGCUACCUUCUAUAACAAGAACAUCACCUCACCAUUCUACGCGGUCCUAAUGCGGGGUGAUAAAGCUGAGUUCGACAAGAUGGUUGCCGGCGCCGAGAAUUUCAUCUCGGAGGUGCACCUCGUUCCGCUACGG
Messenger RNA from Perkinsus marinus ATCC 50983, 546 nucleotides. RefSeq names its product glutathione-s-transferase omega, putative. NCBI's taxonomy places the organism in Eukaryota, Perkinsozoa, Perkinsida, Perkinsidae. The transcript has 3 exons. The record is from RefSeq and is a predicted model, not a curated record. Gene Ontology annotation, cellular component: cytoplasm. The annotation marks the transcript as partial.